Molecule: messenger RNA, 1812 nt
Organism: Linnemannia hyalina
Lineage: Eukaryota; Fungi; Mortierellomycota; Mortierellomycetes; Mortierellales; Mortierellaceae
Source: the annotation of a GenBank genome assembly
AUGACCGAUACUCAGGCCGCCAAUGCGGUUGCACGCAUCAAGUCAAUUUCUAGUCGCCGCAAGACCAUCGCCCUUGGGAUACGUCGCCGGGCCACCGAGGCCGUCAACGAAUACCGUGUUCAACACCUUGUCUCUCUUCGCUCGGAUCUGGAGCUCAGGCUGAUCAGGAAAGCAGAGCACUAUCGACUGCGGGAACAGCGGCAAAAGGAAAAAGAAGCGCGCCGUCAACAACACCAACGCAAAUCAGCCUUCGACACAACUACUAGCUUCCCUUUGCAAGAACGCCACCAAGUCCAACCACCGCCUGUAUCAGGACCCCCGACCACACAGAUCGGCCCCCUUUGCCUGUCUCCAGCAGAGGCGGCGUCCAUGCGCGUGGUUCAGGACACACACGUCGACAACUCCACCCCUCGCGUUCUGUACUCUGACGGAUCUCUUCUGAACUCAGGAACACCGGAAGUAUCACAGGCCUUUGGAGUGGUGGAUCUCAUUCAGGACAAUCCUCUGACGGUACAAGGACGAACGGAUGGCCACGCGUCCUCGGCCAAGGCCGAGCUCAUGGUCAGUGGUGGAACAGUACAGUCAUCUGGUGAAGAAUCGUCGGGACACCUUACCGAGGAAGCGAUUCAGGAGUACAUAUGCAGGUAUCUGGGCGGUGCUUUGGCAGGUGUGGAAUCUCGGCCAGGUAGAGUCGACGUGGUGUGGGUCAAAGGUCACAGCGACGUCCAUGGAAACGAGCUUGCGGAUCAGGCGGCGAAGGUGGCAGCACAGAGUGGUUCGGUGCCCUGGAUGGUGGAUCUCACUCAACAGACGGAUAUCACGGCCUUUGCACAUUGUUACGGCGGGAUUGUUGAAAUCGAUCUAAGUCAGCUCCUCAAACAACAAUCGACAAUCCGUCACCACCAAGCCUGGACAUCACAGAGGCGGGUCAAGAGGGCGAUCCCUGACAUCGAUGACGUGGAAUGGAACUUGACCUUGGCUUAUGUCCACGACAGGCACGCAGUCUUCACCUUUUACAGCAACAGCAAGGACUCCCAUCAACGAACACAUCAUAUCAAAAAGCUGCAUGGAAUGCUGCCCAUUCUGAACUCCAUGCAGGCUCGCAAGCCCAACCUGUACCCAACAUGCGUAUGCCGACGAUGCGAGCUCGAGAAGGAGGAUAACGAUCAUGUCUGGAAAUGCCCCUUGGCAGCCGAGACCACCACUGAGAUCUGGAAGGAGGCCAUGGGCAAGAUUAACGAGUGGGAUGUGCAGGCGACAAACAGCUACAACGCAGCCAGGAAGCGGGAAUACAAACGCGCGGUGGACAGCGGUCGUCAGGUACCAAGGGCAGUACCCAUACACUGGUGGCCCCCUUCGGAUGCGGAUCAUCUACGAGGAUUUUCCUCCAUCGAUGGAGCUCGAGCCGUGCACAGCGGUAGUCCAGCUCUCGAUCGAGACGAGAAACCGAUGUGGAAUGUGUCGGAUCUCCUCCGCGGCAUCACCCCCUUGAGCAUGUUGACUGAAUGGUCCGCGGUCUUCCGGACCCCAAUGUCCAUCGCCAAGACAGUCCUUCACAAGUUUGUUGGCUACCUGGAGGCGCAGGCCUCGGAGCUGAUCUGGAAACCUCGGUGCUCCGCGACGAUCGCGUGGGAGCAGACCCAGGGUAUCUCUGCCAAGAACAAGACAUCCAAGUACACAGGCCCCCGAGGUGACUGGAGUCAAGGAUACGGUUACAUCACGCACGAUGGUUUCUCGACAAUUGCUGCGCAGAGCCAGGUUCUGGACCGGACUGCGACUGGCGGAUGGUGCAUUGAAGAGUUUGGUCUGUAG